Molecule: messenger RNA, 1545 nt
Organism: Cylicostephanus goldi
Lineage: Eukaryota; Metazoa; Nematoda; Chromadorea; Rhabditida; Strongylidae
Source: the annotation of a GenBank genome assembly
AUGGAUGGUGCAUUUAAAGGUCAUAUGAUUCGCGUGACACUGUUCAACUCGAGUGCAGCGGUCGAAUCUCAAGCACGAUUGAAUGACACUAAAUGGCAUUUACUAAACCUUGAAUUUGCAAAUGAUGAGGUCCGCAUUGGAGUCGAUGAUCAUAAUUCUUUUGCUGCAGUUCUCAGUGACGACAUUCCAGAAGGAGAUCUGGCCACGCCCCCAAAAUCAAGUAUCUCACCAUACUGCCAAGAUCGCUGUAUCGAAAAUUACUGCCAGAAUGGUGCGCAGUGUGUUGAGGACUUCACAGCCGAUGCCGCUGUUUGUCGUUGUAAGAAUCCAAAUGUUCAAAGUGGACAAAAUUGCGAAAUAGACAUCAAUCGAAACUCGUCCGUUUCCUUCUAUGGUGGAUUUUUGAAGUACGAGUUAUCACAUAAUCCGCUAAUUGAGCAGACAGUGUUUUCGUUUCGUACGGACCAACCACAAGCUUUGCUGAUGUUCGUUCACGACCACAACAAUAACUUCAUGCAGCUUCAUCUUUCGGAAGAGGUCAAUUUGACAUUAUCACUGAACAACGAAGACGUCGUUCAUUCGUGUACUGUCAGAGCACGUCCUGGGACGGAGUACGGUAACAUGCAGUGGACUCAGUCAUCAACUCUAACAGUGGACGAUGAUGCUUGCACCAUACAUGCCCCAAGAAAACUUGCCGAACAUCCUAUACAGAAAUUUUCGCAUGUCUUUACAGAUAUCGUAUUCAUCCCUGUUGGGCUGAACUCUCCUACAGAUCCCAAGCCGUUCGUUUAUACUUUUGUGGGCGGAAUCGAGCGAGAUAUUCCAUCAAAUGAUGGAUCGAUGAUUCUGCGGCCGAUUUAUCAAUGCGCUGUGCCUGAUUUGCUCGGCUGUUUACGCGGUUUACGGAUUGGUGAAGUGAUAGAUUUGCGUCAUACUGAACAUGGCUACCGACCAAAUGAUCCGAAGCUGGUCCGCAGUGGAUGCGAGUUAGGAUGCAGUUCGUUAGAUUGCAAAAAUAGUGGGCAUUGUUCGGUAGCAUGGCAAGAGAAUGCUGAUGUUACAUGUGACUGUUCGCGGACGAGUUAUACUGGGACAGACUGUACUGAAGGUGACUUCUAUCAGAGCGAUAGAAUAAUCAUUCUGAGACAACCUUUAAUUUAUAGUGCAAUUACAGACAACGGCUUUACAAUUUAUGCCACUGCUUAUUUCACCUUCGACAUCGACCGCUUCCUCUCACGCUACAUCCUGACUCCAGCGAAGACAACACAAACUCUACAAUUUGCUUUCGCUCCAUUGUCACCGUCCACUCACCAUCAACACCUUGCCACGAUUUACUUCAAGGAUGAGAGGCUCUUAGAGGUGAUCUUGAAUCGAAAUGGAUCGAUUAAUGUAGGGAUAAUAAGUGACGAGAAAAGGGAUGUGGUCAGGACAUUUGUUGGAAAUUACUCGGAUGGCUAUCGUCACUUCCUUGUUGCACGGUUUGGUGCACAUCAAGCUACCACGGUUACUGUGAGUCUUUGUACUCACUUAGGAAGAGAAGGAUAG